Hydractinia symbiolongicarpus is the source of this 3410-nucleotide messenger RNA. RefSeq lists its product as uncharacterized. Gene Ontology annotation, biological process: ubiquitin-dependent protein catabolic process via the multivesicular body sorting pathway. Lineage: Eukaryota; Metazoa; Cnidaria; Hydrozoa; Anthoathecata; Hydractiniidae. The transcript has 7 exons. Gene Ontology annotation, cellular component: ESCRT I complex. The record is from RefSeq and is a predicted model, not a curated record. The coding region runs from base 141 to 2438 and encodes 765 amino acids. Gene Ontology annotation, molecular function: ubiquitin binding.
GGCACACUUUGCAGCGAUAGAUUUUUUUUGUAAAAUAUGCAAAUUAUUAUCAUUUUAUGUUGAGUAAUUGUAUUGUAGCUACGCACACGUUUGCAAUUUUAGUAAAACUUGGAUUCACUUCAUCGCUUCAAACCUGAGACAUGGCUUACUCUAAUGAUGAAACAUAUCAACAUCUUGGAAGUUUUGGUCUAUUGAAUGGAGUGAUGGUAAAAAUAAGUGAUAAAUUUAAACCGCCUAGAAAGAUAUGUUUGCCACAUGAUUGGUUUCCAUCUGAUCCAAGUGAUCUGCUGAGCUAUCAGUAUAAUUUUCAGAAGGAGGAACAAGCCAUCCAAUUGGCUGAAGAAGAACGACUGAUCAAUCAGAAACAAGAAAUUGUGGAAGAGCCUGAAUAUUCUGAAGACGAUUACGAAAAUGCAGAAAUUGAGCACCAGCAUAGUAAUAUUGAAGCUAGCAGUGAAGAGUGUAAUGAGCAGAGAGAAAGAGAGACAGAAAUAUUAACCCCAUCAAUUGUGGUAAAUAUAAAACUGAAUAAUCAAGUCAAAGGCAAUAAAUUUAAUAUUAAUUUCGAAGAGUUUGAAAAUCAAAAUCAGAAUCCAUUUGAAAUGGUUGAGUUACAAACCCUUGAUGAAUUUGAUGAACUUCGUUCUGUUCUUGAACCUAAAUCUGUUAACUAUAAAAAGAAAGUUAUUCGAUCCAAAGCUGAAAGUACAACAGAAGACAAUCUUGAUUUGAGUAUAUUUACUUCUGUUUAUCCAGUGACCUCUCAUGAGGACAAAAAUACUGUUGAUACUCUAGUUGAUACUACAUCUUACGACGAACCAAAAACAUUUGAUUCUAAUUUUAAAAAUGGAACUCUAAAUUGGACAAAAUUUGAUACAGAAUCCAAUUCAACGUAUAUUCCUCAAUAUCGCAGUACCAAUCCAUUUCAACCAGAUCCUAUCAAUCAAACAGAUUUAAAUGUUUCGAAUAUUCAGUAUAUGUCUCGUUCUCCACCAGCUUGCUCAGCAAAUUCAUACAAUGCAAUUAUUCCAAAUACCACACCCCCUUUUAGUUCAUUAGAGUAUGAUGCUCCGUCCAAUGGAACUGUGUCAGGUUUAUCUAGAACGAAAUCUCUUCCAAACUUACAAGAUCAAGAGGAUUAUGAAAAUUUUGAAGCAUUUUCAAGACCUCGCACAACAUCAAGAGGUGACAUGAAAGCAAGUUUUCACAAAAGUUCUGAGCAAAUUCAACCUUCUGAUGCAAAUGUACCAAUGGGUCGCAUUGAGAAUAUUAUGAAACAGUAUAACUUUCAGAGAAUAACUGAACCCACUAACCCUUCCCAGUUCUCCACAAACACAAAUAAUGUCAGUACAAUUGACUUUGCUCAGAAUGCACGAAGCCCUGACGUAACCGUAAGUGCACAACAAUUCAUGCCUCAGCCUUUAAGCACACAACAGUGUGUGCCACAGUCUAAUAUAAACACACAACAGUAUGUAGCAAGUCCUGUUGUAAACACACAACAGUUCAUGCCACAGCAAGCAAUAAAUGCACAACAGCCAUUUAUUACUAAUCAGUUAUCACCAGAAACAAACUAUCCUAGUGCAUUAAUGCACAAUAGUAUUGGUAACUAUGUCCCGCCAUACAUGAACUCGCUUAGCCAUGCACCAACUGUGAACUCGCUUACUCAUGCACCAACCAGUAUAUAUUCAUCUGCCACGCAAAGUAUACCAACCAAUUGUCCACCAUUGUACCAAAAUACAUAUGGCAGUCCAAAGAGUGGACCCAUGUUAAUUAAAUCACAGAUGAACAGUAGUGCACAAAAUCAUAUUAAUAUUUCGCCAGGAAAUCAAAAUAUAUCUUUGCCACCCCAACUACCACCGGCAAGCAAUAAAUUAUAUGGACGGGGUGUGCUUCGACCUGCUCUUCGUGAACAUGUGCAACCUAUAAACAAUUUUGGAUCAGGUGAUUCGAACUCAGCUGUGUGUUUUGGCCAGCAAAGCAGUGGUGCUCAAAUACAGAAUAAUUCAGAGGGAACCAUUUCUCAACCCAAACCUGCAUUUCAUCAAAGUCCACUGGCAUCCGCUGAAACGACGCACGUUGACUCGUGGCUUCUCGACCAAACUCACAUGCUUUCAACAAGCGAGAAGAACUUUGCAUAUCAAUUGAGUGCUAUGGGUUUUGCAUUACCAUGCGUGUCUCGAACCAUAAAACGAUUGGGUUUGGAUGAUAAAGAGGUUUUGGAUUUUCUUUGUCUCGUUCAAGAUUUGAGAGAUAAAGGUUACGCCUCUGAUGACGUAGAGGUCGCUCUUUUAAAUAUUGAAAACAAAGAAAAGGUAACAGACUAUCUAGAUAUGGUCGCUACUUUCAAAGAACUCGGCUUUCCACCUAAAGAUAUUCAUGCAGCCCUAAAAGAAACAUCAUGUGACCAAAACAAAGCACUCGAUUACCUCACCAGGUAGUCUUUUAUACUAUAAAUUUGUAAUAUGUGGUCAAGAUCAACACGAAAAAAAGACUGACUGGUACCUAUUUUUUUAUUAGCAUGCUUAACGUGUUAUAUUUUAAUUUCGAGUUAUGAAACUAUAUCUUGUUUAAUGCGCGUAGAUGCUUCAUAUUUUAUCUCUUGAGAACUGCUUUAAAUUUAAAAAAAUUAUUUUUUAUUCUGCAGUGAAAUCCCAGUAAAUCGAAAUCGGAUAACUGGAUGUUUAUUUACCUCAAACCAUUCUCUUCGUCUCGUUGAACCUUUUUUAAAUACUUUUGCUCAUAAAAAUCACUCAGUAACACUCAGUAACUCGAACGAGUCUUAAUUACAGAAAUAUCCACGUCAAAAUAAUUUUAUAUUAAAUCUCUUUUAUUUAAACGAGUUCUUGAAUCAAAAUUUUCAUAUCACACCCUCUAAAUGUAGGCCCUCUUUUUGCCCUAAUUAAUAAUGUUUGCUAUUCUUUUUUAAUAACUUCGGCUUUAACUCGCUUGGAGGAACCAUUUACCUUAAAUUUUGAUUUGACUGCAGCUAAGAAGACUCAAAGUUUUGUUUUUGAGUGACUGAACAAUUUUCAUAGUGAAAUAUUUUUUCAACUUCUAAAAAUUAAUUGCGUUACGUGAUAACGUGUAUCAUUUAAAGGGUUUUUGGUCCGGGUUUUUUAGUUGUGUUUGGAUAACUAUACAAAUUAGAAUUUAUUUAGAUAAAGGAACAUUUCCAGGACCGUGUGUUCUAUUUUCCUGUCGAGGUUGUUAUGAUUUCUUUAAGAAGAAUUGAAUAACUUUGAAAUACCAGUCCCCUUUUUAAGCAAAGAAGAUCGAUUUUAUCUUGCAUAGCUUUAAAAACGAAAAACACUUUGUUUUAUUUUUUAUACUUUUUUAAUUUUAUUAUUUUAGAAUUUGGUUGUAAGUGUACCAUAUUGAAUUAUUUUAAAAUUAUUAUAUUGUAAACGAAA